This is a messenger RNA of Kogia breviceps (pygmy sperm whale), 1416 nucleotides long. The record is from RefSeq and is a predicted model, not a curated record. Lineage: Eukaryota; Metazoa; Chordata; Mammalia; Artiodactyla; Physeteridae.
GGCAGCGGCGGGAGGCCUCCGGGCCCGCUCGAGGGCUAGGCUGGGGCCCGGGGGCGGAGGGGAGGUCCUCCUGCGGUGGGCGGCAGUCAGAAAGAAGGAUUCCACACAUUCCUCGGCGCGGAGGAGGCUGCAGUGCGCGGGGCGAACGAAUGCGCCUGAAACGUUACAGGACGCUUGCGGCCUUAUAUGGGCAGCCGGGGCCUGGCCGGCGCCGCGCGCCUGGGAACCACCGGGGCCGGGCCCUCUGUAGCCCACCCGGCCCUCCGCCGUCCUCCCUGGUCCUCCCAGGCCCGCUCACGCCUCCCCCUCUCGUCUACUUCUGCGACCCUGGACGAGUCCCUUGUUCACUGUGCCUCAGUAGCCCUGCGGGUGAAGCGGGAUCAGUAACUGUACCUGCUUCGUAAAGUCGCGGUGAGGAUGGAGUUAAUUCGUGUAAAGGGCUUGAUGGUGACCGGUACCUGCCCCACCCGCUUACAGGAUGGGUGCGGAGGAGCCGAACGCUCGGGAGUAACGUGCAGGGCCAACCGUGAGACGCUGAUGGGUGUGGGUGCGCCAGUGCUGGGCCUCUUCCCACUCCCUGCCCGCGCCCUUUCCCUCCAUCUUGCAACCCCUCCUCCCACUCUGGGCGCACGUGGUCCACGCCGAGCGGCCGAGACGCCUCGGCUGCGCCUUCAGGAUGACGGAGUGGGAGACAGCUGCACCUGCAGCAGCAGAGACCCCCGACAUCAAGCUCUUUGGGAAGUGGAGCACCGAUGAUGUGCAGACCCAUGGCAUUUCCCUGCAGGAUUACAUCACAGUGAAGGAGAAGUAUGCCGAACACCUGCCCCACAGUGCAGGGUGCUACCCGGCCAAGCGCUUCCACAAGGCGCAGUGCCCCAUCGUGGAGCGCCUCACCAAGUCCAUGGUGAUGCACGGCCGCAACGAUGGCAGGAAGCCCAUGACCGUGCGCUCCGUCAAGCACGCCUUCGAGAUCGUCCACCUGCUCACGCGCGAGAACCCCCUGCAGGUCCUGCUGAGUGCCAGCAUCAGCAGUGGCCCCCAGGGGGACUCGACCCGCACUGGGCGAGCUGGAACAGUGAGGCGGCAGGCGGUGGACGUCUCCCUGCCGCGCCGUGUGAAUCAGGCCAUCUGGCUGCUGUGCACAGGUGCCCGUGAGACCACCUUCCGGAACAUCAAGACCAUUGCCGAGUGCCCGGCAGACGAGCUCAUCAGCGCUGCCAAGGGCUCCUCCAACUCCUGCACUAUCAAGAAUAAGGAUGCGCUGGAACGUGUGGCCAAGUUCAACCACUGAUUGCCUGGCCACAGCUGCAGUAAGCCUGUUUGCCCUUUGGGGUGCCCCCCCCCCGAAAAAUAAAGGAUGACCAGGACCCACCAGACAUUCCAUCCUCUGUGGAUACCCCCUCAGGGAGUGAUUUG